Molecule: messenger RNA, 666 nt
Organism: Populus euphratica (Euphrates poplar)
Lineage: Eukaryota; Viridiplantae; Streptophyta; Magnoliopsida; Malpighiales; Salicaceae
Product: putative expansin-A17
Exons: 4
Coding region: 1-666 (221 amino acids)
Biological process (GO): plant-type cell wall organization
Cellular component (GO): extracellular region
Source: RefSeq, a predicted model, not a curated record
AUGGCAUAUCUUUCUAUUUUCAGCUGUGCAAUCUUCUUGUUUAUUGGUCUCUUCUGCAAACAACCUCAAGUACGCGCCUCGGCGACAUGGCAACGUGCACAUGCAACUUUCUAUGUUGGAAGUGAUGGUUCCAGUGCAAUGAAUGGUGCCUGUGGAUACGGAAACCUUUACACUGAUGGUUAUGGAAUAAACACUGCGGCGCUGAGCACAGCUUUGUUCAAUGAUGGCGAGUCAUGUGGCGGCCGGUGCUAUCAGAUAGUUUGUGAUGCAGCCAGUGACGCUCAAUGGUGCCUUAAGGCUAAGUCCAUUACCAUUACUGCUACUAACUACUGUCCGCCUAACUAUCGUCCUGCUAGUGACAACGGAGGAUGGUGCAAUCCUCCUCGACCGCACUUUGACUUGUCUCGACCUGUCUUCCAGGCUAUAGCCGAGUCCAGAGCUGGAAUUGUACCGUUUCUCUACAGAAAGGUGACAUGCAAGAGAAGGGGAGGCUUCAGAUUUACCCUCAAUGGAGGGAGCUACUUUGAGCUGGUGCUUAUAUCAAGUGUCGGGGGAGCUGGAGAGAUCUCUAAGGCAUGGACCAUGUGGUCUAAAUCCAAUAAAUGGGAAGCCAUGACAAGAAAUUGCGGUGCUAAUUGGCAGAGCCUAAGCUAUCUAAAUAGUUAG